UUUCAAGUGAAACGUCCGGGCGAUAAGAACGUGCGCUGCACUAUACUCCUGCUGCUGGACUACCAGCCCCUGCAGUUCAAACUGGACCCACGACUCGCCCGACUCCUCGGCAUUCACACCCAGACACGACCCGUCAUUAUCAACGCGUUGUGGCAAUACAUCAAAACCCAUAAACUCCAGGACCCGCACGAAAGGGAAUUCAUAAAUUGCGACAAAUAUUUGGAGCAAAUCUUUCAGUGCCAGCGCAUGAAGUUCGCGGAGAUUCCCUCCCGACUCCACCAUCUGCUCCAUCCGCCUGACCCUAUUGUCAUCAACCAUCUGAUUAGCGUCGAGGGCCCCGACAUGAAGAAGACCUCCUGCUAUGACAUUGACGUCGAAGUGGACGACCCGUUGAAGAUUCAGAUGAAUAACUUUUUGCUGUCCACUGCCAGCCAACAGGAGAUCCAAUCACUCGAUAAUAAGAUUCACGAAACCGUUGAGACUAUCAACCAAUUGAAGACGAAUCGCGAGUUCUUCUUAAGCUUCUCAACAGAUCCGCAACAGUUCAUCAAUAAAUGGCUUAUCUCUCAGAUGAGAGAUUUGAAGACAAUGACAGACCAAUUGGGAAAUCCUGAAGAGGAGCGCAAUUCCGACUUUUUCUUCCAGUCGUGGACUCAGGAGGCGGUCUGUCGUUACUUCUACGGCAAAGUACAGCAAAGGAGGGCUGAAUUGGAGCAGGCGUUGGGCAUUAGGAACGCAUAACUCUCGCAUACAUUCACUUCCAUUCACUGAUCACUUCUAUCGCUUUUUUACU
Messenger RNA from Oppiella nova, 793 nucleotides. The record is from the annotation of a GenBank genome assembly. NCBI's taxonomy places the organism in Eukaryota, Metazoa, Arthropoda, Arachnida, Sarcoptiformes, Oppiidae.